This is a messenger RNA of Hydra vulgaris (swiftwater hydra), 942 nucleotides long. Its product is annotated as probable serine/threonine-protein kinase fhkB. Lineage: Eukaryota; Metazoa; Cnidaria; Hydrozoa; Anthoathecata; Hydridae. The record is from RefSeq and is a predicted model, not a curated record.
AUGCACAUCAACAAUCACAAGCAUCAACAAUCACAAGUAUCAACAAUCACAAGCAUCAACAAUCACAAGUAUCAACAAUCACAAGCAUCAACAAUCACAAGCAUCAACAAUCACAGGCAUCAACAAUCACAAGUAUCAAUAAUCACAAGCAUCAACAAUCACAAGCAUCAACAAUCACAAGCAUCAACAAUCACAAGUAUCAAUAAUCACAAGCAUCAACAAUCACAAGCAUCAACAAUCACAAGUAUCAACAAUAACAAGCAUCAACAAUCACAAGUAUCAACAAUCACAAGCAUCAACAAUCACAAGCAUCAACAAUCACAAGUAUCAACAAUCACAAGUAUCAACAAUCACAAGCAUCAACAAUCACAAGUAUCAACAAUCACAAGCAUCAACAAUCACAAGCAUCAACAAUCACAGGUAUCAACAAUCACAAGUAUCAAUAAUCACAAGCAUCAACAAUCACAAGCAUCAACAAUCACAAGUAUCAACAAUCACAAGCAUCAACAAUCACAAGUAUCAACAAUCACAAGCAUCAACAAUCACAAGCAUCAACAAUCACAAGUAUCAACAAUCACAAGCAUCAACAAUCACAAGUAUCAACAAUCACAAGUAUCAACAAUCACAAGCAUCAACAAUCACAAGCAUCAACAAUCACAAGUAUCAACAAUCACAAGUAUCAACAAUCACAAGCAUCAACAAUCACAAGUAUCAACAAUCACAAGCAUCAACAAUCACAAGCAUCAACAAUCACAAGUAUCAACAAUCACAAGCAUCAACAAUCACAAGUAUCAACAAUCACAGGCAUCAACAAUCACAAGUAUCAACAAUCACAAGCAUCAACAAUCACAAGUAUCAACAAUCACAAGCAUCAACAAUCACAAGUAUCAACAAUCACAAGCAUCAACAAUCACAAGUAUCAACAAUCAAUCACAAUACUAA